Sparassis crispa is the source of this 1323-nucleotide messenger RNA. RefSeq lists its product as hypothetical. The record is from RefSeq and is a predicted model, not a curated record. The transcript is spliced from 6 exons. Bases 1 to 1323 code for a protein of 440 amino acids. Lineage: Eukaryota; Fungi; Basidiomycota; Agaricomycetes; Polyporales; Sparassidaceae.
AUGCAAAUUCCUUGUCUUUUUCUGCUGCUCGUCGCGGCAGGCUGGUAUGGCGAGGCUAGUGCUGCGGCGAUACCCCUUGCGGCUGUAGACUGCGGUGUAGGGCUUCCAGUGUUGAACCAUCUGGGGCGUCCGUGCAGGGCAGUCGAACCGCGGUGCACGGGAGGGCCAAGUUUGACCGUAUCGUCGCCGCGCAGAUGCGACAGCGCUGCGUUCAACCCGAAUAGCGCAUGCUCGUUAUAUCACGGAGGACCUGUCCCGUCGUGGAAGGCAUGGUUCAAACAACAUUUUUUCUCGAAACUUCCUCACAGUUUACAUCAAUCAAUCUUCGCUGUCACACAACUCGGCAUCCCAAAAUUGGCGGACACUGCCCUCAGGGAUAGCAAAGACUCCGAUAUCCCAGAAGCCAUUAGCAAGUCUGAAAACGCAUCCUGGUCGACGGUGCAAAUUGUCACCCCCAUAGUCGUGGGGGUGUGCGUUGCGAUUUUUGCGGUCCUCAUAUUCGUCUUCUACCGGCGCUCACGACACCUCCGCAGCCCCGACUAUGCCCGCGCGCACCUCAGCACCCCCCCUCUCGAGCACGCGGCUGGGCAAUUCCACUGGUACCGUCGCGGGAUCCGGUCGCACCAGCACCUCCCGUCGAACGGGUGGCUGCACGCGCCGUGGUUUAUCUUCCGCCUGUUUCCUAGCUCACGUCCGACCAGCACGCCGAAGGAUCCGACGUGGGAGAUCGACCGCGAGGCCGACGUGAUCUGGAUUCACUCGCCGGACGAGUCGUCCACACCCUCCGCACUAUCGACGUACUCCCGAGCACAUUGUCCGACCCCGGGCGACUUAGACCUCGCGGAGCCGGGCGACGUUGCGCACAAGCAACCACACUCCCGCAUACAGUCGCCGCACCCACAUACCCGAGAGAUGUCAGACGCAAGCGCGUCAUCGCGCACGGCGCUGUUGCCGCGCGUGGAUCUGCCCGUGACGUCGUUCUUCGACCGUUUCAUGCGCUUCAAGGACGGCGUGCGGAAGAGCCCUAGCUACAAGCUCGUGCAGGUGCGAGAGCAGCGGCCGAGCUCGCGGUUCAGGAUCGACCGCUCCAACCCGACGACGCGCGCGUCGACGCUCGAGGGCCCGCCGGCGGAGCCCUCGCCAGAAACUACGAGCUCUGGGUCACAGAGUGCGGGGUCUUCGCCGCCGCCAAGGUCGGGCUCUCCCCAGCCGCUUGAGCCGGGGGAUGAUGACGAGAGGAGCGUUCUGUUGAUUUCGCGGACCCCUGGUGUGGAUUUUGCGAUGUCGGAUGCAUCGUGUGUCUCUGAGCAUGAUAACUCCUGA